Molecule: messenger RNA, 457 nt
Organism: Bombyx mori (domestic silkworm)
Lineage: Eukaryota; Metazoa; Arthropoda; Insecta; Lepidoptera; Bombycidae
Product: transport protein Sec61 gamma subunit
Exons: 3
Coding region: 110-316 (68 amino acids)
Biological process (GO): post-translational protein targeting to membrane, translocation; protein targeting
Cellular component (GO): membrane; Ssh1 translocon complex
Molecular function (GO): transmembrane protein transporter activity
Source: RefSeq, marked provisional
UUGUCAUUUCACUACUGCAGUUGUACGUUUUUGAGUUGGGGACGAGAGCAAUUAAAUAAUUGUCGACGUGAAUUAACAAUAAAACGAUUGUUGAAUUAUUAAUUUAAUAAUGGAUCAGAUCGCAAAAUUCGUCGAGCCUGGCAAGCAAUUCGCUAAGGACUCCAUCAGAUUAGUGAGAAGAUGCACAAAACCUGAUAGGAAAGAAUUCCAAAAGAUUGCCAUUGCAACAGCCAUCGGAUUUUGCAUCAUGGGCUUCAUUGGAUUCUUUGUAAAGCUGAUUCAUAUCCCCAUUAAUAACAUAAUUGUCGGCUCAUAGAUAAAUAAGUUAAUUUAGACAUUAAUUAUAAUUAAGGUCCCCCCAAGCAUGUGUGUUAGAACAUCCCCUCACAUAUUAUAUUAUUUACAACAAACUGUAUUGUAUAAUUUCAUAAAUAAAUAAAUUAUUUGGUUCUUGUAA